Melanotaenia boesemani (Boeseman's rainbowfish) is the source of this 1015-nucleotide messenger RNA. RefSeq names its product peroxiredoxin 5 (gene prdx5). The record is from RefSeq and is a predicted model, not a curated record. Gene Ontology annotation, cellular component: mitochondrion; peroxisome; cytoplasm. Lineage: Eukaryota; Metazoa; Chordata; Actinopteri; Atheriniformes; Melanotaeniidae. Gene Ontology annotation, molecular function: thioredoxin peroxidase activity. Gene Ontology annotation, biological process: hydrogen peroxide catabolic process; cellular response to oxidative stress; cell redox homeostasis. The coding region runs from base 195 to 767 and encodes 190 amino acids. The transcript has 6 exons.
ACUUAACAGGUCCAAAUCCGGAAGCUACAUUAAGUCCUUAUAGCCAAACUCGUUAUGGGAUGCUGUAUCUGCUGUAACUUUAAUUAGGCUAGCGUGACAGUAACGUUAAGUCAGUUUAUUGGUUGUGAGCGCAAAACGCGACACAGCUACCGUAGGACAUUCCUUGAGGCUAGCUAGCUUAACAGCGAGCUAUAAUGCUCUCCAUUACACUCUCUCUCUUUAAAACCACCCGAGUCGUCCAGUCUGUCAGGCUGCUGCACGUUUCUCCGAUCAUCAAAAUGCCAAUUCAGGUUGGUGAACAUCUUCCUGCUGUGGAGGUUCAGGAAGGGGAGCCAGGUAACAAGGUGUCGAUGGAUCAACUCUUUAAGGGUAAAAAGGGAGUUCUCUUUGCUGUACCUGGAGCUUUUACCCCUGGCUGCUCCAAGACUCACCUCCCAGGUUUUGUGCAGCAAGCUGAGGACUUGAGGAGUAAAGGUAUACAGGAAGUUGCAUGUGUUUCUGUCAAUGACGCAUUUGUCAUGGCUGCAUGGGGAAAGGAGCAUGGAGCCGAUGGCAAGGUUCGAAUGCUGGCUGAUCCCACUGGGGCAUUUACACAGGCAGUUGACCUGUUACUUGAUAGUGAUCAGAUUGUGGCGGUGCUGGGAAACAAGCGAUCCAAGAGAUAUUCUAUGCUGGUGGAAGAUGGUCUGGUGAAGAAGAUCAACGUAGAGCCUGAUGGCACUGGGCUGACGUGCAGUCUCGCCUCCAACAUUCUGGCUGAGCUGUAGGCUUGUUAAACCAAAUUAUUAACCCUGAGUUACUAUGAAAGUUGGACUUCUAAACCCUGCCGUCAACCUGUUCAAACUUUCUCCUCUUCUCAAAGACGAAUGCAAAUAAUAGGUUUCUGCUAGCGUCGAGGCUGAGCUGGAGGCUUUUUAAUGCGCACAAUUUUGACAUGAAAGUCAAUAGCAAGGGCAGUUCCUCUGUCUGUGUAUACUGUUACUUAUAAGUAAAUAAAACUCACUGAAAGCAAUAA